GUAAUUUUGUCAAUAAUUAGAUUGAUUUGAAAUUCAUUUACGACUUACGUAAAGCGAACAUCACUGCCGCUGCAUUGUUAGUCCAAAACCGUCUGCAAUGGAGGAACAACGGCAACUGUCUUCGCCUGAAAUGGCUAAGUUCCAACUGAAAGACACCAUUGAAGCUCUGCUGAAGUUUACCCUUACUUUAUCCAUCGAAGAAUCCCUGGAUUUAGGUUUAUCGAAGGAAUUUUGCUCUAAUCUCCUCAAGGACGACGAAGACGAUAGCACUUACCCCUCUUCAACAUCAAAUCCAGAUCUGUCGGAAGGUGUUCCUCCAUACCCCUUAUACAAGCACUUAGCAUCAGCUUUGUGCAAGUCGAUAUCCAAUAGGGCUAUUCAUAGUAUCAAAGCCAAUAUUCCCUUGAUCCAUGAAGAUUCUUCCAUGAAACAGAAAGAACACGAGUGGAACAAGAUUAUCCUGGAAAAAGGAUCUGAUCUAGUAAAUAUGCUGGAGACUGUGGGAUUUGGACUUCAUGUUCAGGAGCCCUUUUUCUCACAAAUCAAAGAUGGGAAGAAAACAAUUGAAGGAAGGUGUGCUGGUGGUGACUACAACCGUAUUGAAUCAGGAUCUUUGGUUCUCUUCAACAAAUGUUUGUUGCUUCAAGUUCAUGAUGUUCAUUACUAUGCUUCAUUUUCUGACAUGUUAGCAACUGAGGAUCUUGCUAAAGUUCUACCAGGUGUAAAAACUGUUGAAGAAGGGGUAGAAAUUUAUAGGAGGUUUUAUUCUGAAGAAAAGGAAAGGGAAAAUGGGGUUCUUGCAAUAUUUCUUACAAAACCUACAUCACAGCUUUAUGAUCAUUUGGUAGCUAUUCUUGAGGCAUUGCAUUACGAAGGUGUUACGAGGCUUUUAGGCAUUUCACACACUGUAGGAACAAUUCCCGAUGCACUUCCUCUCCCAAGAUCUUCCUUGCUCUCUGCUUUUUCAACACCACAUAAUCCAAAUGUUAAAACUUCGAUUUUGAGUGAUGGAGCUAGGGCGUUGGCUAAGCAUGUAAACAGAAGCGAUGGGAAAUUUUGGGGUUCCUUCGCCGGAAAUGAGUCUCAUAAGAAUAUGCUUGCCUUAAAUGUAAUCAAUCACUUGGUGGCCCAUUGUCGUUGGAUAAAUGCGCAUAUUAUUCCACCACAUGGGCCCGUUUUCGAGAUCCGAGUUCAUGAUGGUUAUGGUGCUCGAUGGGCCUUAAACCCGCCCAAGUUCAUUGGAUUUCUUGAGCCAUACAUGGAGGAUGGUCAUGCAAGGGGAUGGAAACAUUAAUAUUUAAUAUUAGCAAAAAAUAGACAAAUGGUUGUCAUCGUGAUAGUAAUGGAUCAAUUAAGGACGGCAAUUAAUAUUCUUUUUAGCCAACUUAAUUAAUUACAUUUUACGUUUAUGGGGACAAUUUCAUAAGAUUCUCCAAAAGCAAAAUGGAUGGAUGCAUACAAUGACUAACAAGUCGAUAUCCGUCAUCGUAAUGAAGACUUCUAUUUUGAUUUUAGGGAACCAAAAACAUUGGUCAUUUCGGUUUCUUAUGUACCCUUGAUUUAGUUUUUUGCAUUUUUUUUUUCUAUUUAUAAAUCUUUGUUUUAUAGAUUUUUAUGUUUAACGCUAGCAUGUACAUUAUAUUCUGUUUUCGUAUAUUAUCC
Molecule: messenger RNA, 1662 nt
Organism: Lactuca saligna
Lineage: Eukaryota; Viridiplantae; Streptophyta; Magnoliopsida; Asterales; Asteraceae
Source: the annotation of a GenBank genome assembly